AUGCACGACACUGUAUUCAAAUACUACAGCAGCAAUACACUACUAGUCAAGUGCAAACUCUCGGGGUGUGAAAAUGCGACCAUUCUCCAUGAUUAUGAUGAUAUCCCAGCCGGCGAGUGGGUCAAGAUUUCGUGGCGCCUUCACAGCCACCUCCUCCAGCUCGUCAUCAGCACGGCGUUUGCGCGGAUUGCGUUUUGGUCGGCCAGCAGGUGCUGCCUCGCCCUCUACCGGCACCGGCACCGGCACUUGCUGGGAUUGGCCGUUGUCCGCGGCCGGCAACUCGAGCAGCCUGAGGUUGGACUCGGCGGGAUGACGAAACAAUUAAUGCGUACUUCGCCCAACUCAAUGCGGAUUCUGGCGCUGUCAAAACUCCGCCCACCGACAAUACCAGCUUCGACUUGA
Messenger RNA from Mycena indigotica, 402 nucleotides. RefSeq lists its product as uncharacterized. The coding region runs from base 1 to 402 and encodes 133 amino acids. Lineage: Eukaryota; Fungi; Basidiomycota; Agaricomycetes; Agaricales; Mycenaceae. The record is from RefSeq and is a predicted model, not a curated record. The transcript has 2 exons.